Messenger RNA from Patiria miniata (bat star), 4449 nucleotides. Its product is annotated as pre-mRNA-splicing factor CWC22 homolog. The record is from RefSeq and is a predicted model, not a curated record. NCBI's taxonomy places the organism in Eukaryota, Metazoa, Echinodermata, Asteroidea, Valvatida, Asterinidae. Gene Ontology annotation, molecular function: RNA binding; protein binding. The transcript has 21 exons. Gene Ontology annotation, biological process: mRNA splicing, via spliceosome. The coding region runs from base 128 to 3829 and encodes 1233 amino acids. Gene Ontology annotation, cellular component: catalytic step 2 spliceosome.
UCUAAUAUCGAUAGAGGGCGUCGUUUGCACUAGCGUUACUUUUCCGCAAAAACGAGUUGCUUUCGAUGCGUUUUGCUUAGGUUUGCCUUCUCAAGGGAAAGCAUCCUGUACGCGUUUUUGAUAUAAAAUGGGAGUGUUCAGAGAUACAGCAAGGGCACGAAGUCCUAGCAAAAAAAGCAGACAUCCAAGUAGCAGCAGCAGCAGCAGUAGUGACAGUGGUAGCAGCAGUGAUUCCGACUCCAGUGGGAGUGACUCAAGUAGCAGCAGCGGCAGCAGCAGCAGUUCAGGAUCAGCAGCAAAUCGCCGUGACGAGCGGCGUCGGAACCCCAAGGAGAGUCACAGGAGCGAAGUGGUGGAUGACAGGGACCGUAGGGGGUCGACAAGGAGGAAUGAAAGUGAUGAAGAUGAGGAGAAAAUGAGGACUAGCUCAAGAAAGAGGGUUCCGUCUCCUCACAGCCCGGCUGAACCACCCCCGGAAUUUGAACCUAGAUCACCCAGAACGCCCCCGGUGGCCACCCAUAGAUCCCCAGCCCAGGACAAAGGUUCCAAGAGGUCCACCCCUCGCUCCCCCAUCCAGGACCCAGACAUGGAGAUGACCAGUCCAGGCAAAAGAUCUGAGGACGAGCUCUCUAUCGGACCUGACGAUAAGGACAUGUAUCAGGACGAAGACAUGCCCACACAUCCAGAACCGAAGAAGACGAAAUCUAGCAGACCCCAAGCCUACAGUGACAGUGAAGGUAGCGGCUCAGACAGUGACGACAGCUACUCAUGGCGUGCUCAGAGAGUCAAAUCUGUGCUUCAAAGUCGCGUUCACAAACCCACGGAAGAACGCCGGCGCCACAGAUCAGCUUCCUAUGAAAGAGAGGAGUUUGAAUCCGGUGGUCGUUUCCGUAGCGUGAUUGGCACGACCAUCAAGCGUCAAUCGAGACCGGACUCUCCUGAGAGUGGGGAAAUCACUGGAAGCGAGGAGGAAACGGAGAGCAGACACACUGACAGAGAUGGUGGCAGACAUAGUGAUAGAGACCCAGGGGAAAAGGGGUCAUCACAACGCAAUAGGGACAGCAAGAGAGAGCGUGAUAGACACCCAGACAGACCUGGUCGUAGAGACAGAGGGGGAGAGGAACAAGACAAGGAGGAGGAUUAUCGGGAGGCAGAGAGGAACUUCCGUAAACGUCGCUUUGAGAGAACCCAAGAGGAACGGUCCAAGCAGGAUAGAGACAGGAAUACCAAGGAGAGAUUCUCAAGAAGGAGUGAGAGAGAUGAAGAGCCAAACAAGAAGCAGCCGGAUGAGGAACCACCCGCCGCCAAGAGGAAGAAAGAGACGCUAGACACGCCCCUUCAGAGCAAGACGGGCGGGGCAUACAUCCCACCGGCGAAGCUACGGAUGAUGCAAGAACAGAUGACUGACAAAUCCAGUGUGGCCUACCAGCGUCUUGCCUGGGAAGCACUGAAGAAGAGCAUCAACGGUCUGAUCAACAAGACCAACGUUUCUAACAUUGGUAACAUCAUACAGGAACUGCUACAGCUCAACAUUGUCAGGGGAAGAGGUCUUUUGGCUCGUUCCAUUAUCCAGGCGCAGUCUGCGUCGCCUACUUUCACACACGUCUAUGCAGCCCUGGUAGCAAUCAUCAACUGCAAGUUCCCUCAGAAUGGUGAGCUGAUACUGAAACGCCUGAUCAUCAACUUCAAGAAAGGAUUCCGUCGCAACGACAAAGUGAUGUGUCUGGCUGCAACCAGGUUCAUUGCACACUUGGUCAACCAGCAAGUGGCCCACGAGGUGAUCGCCUUGGAAAUCUUGACCCUGCUGCUGGAGAACCCAACUGAUGAUAGCGUUGAGGUGUCCAUCGGCUUCUUGAAGGAAUGUGGACUGAAGCUGUCCGAAGUCUCACCGAGAGGACUUAAUGCAAUCUUUGAGCGUCUCCGCGGCAUCCUUCACGAGGCUCAGAUCGAUCAGCGUGUCCAGUACAUGACAGAGGUCAUCUUUGCUAAUCGCAAAGACGGCUUCAAAGACUUCCCUGCUAUCCUGGAUGGUCUGGAUCUAGUGGAGGAAUCUGAACAGUACACUCAUCUCCUUACGCUGGAGGACAACUACGUGCCUGAAGACCUGCUCAAUAUUUUCAAGGAGGAUCCCGAAUUCUUGGCCAACGAGGAGAAAUACAAGGCCAUCCGCAAGGAGAUUCUCGGAGAGGACAGCGACGAGUCCGGCUCAGAGGGAGACAGCGAGGGGGAAUCGGACAGUCAGGAUGAAGAGUCUGAAGACGAAGAGAAAAAAGAAGCUGAGAAGAUGGAGAUUUUGGAUCAGACAGAGACCAACAUGAUUGCCCUACGUCGCACCAUCUACCUGACUAUCCAGUCCAGUCUGGACUUUGAGGAGUGCGCUCACAAGAUGCUGAGGAUGGACUUCAAACCAGGACAAGAGAAAGAGGUCUGCUUGAUGAUCCUAGAUUGCUGCGCACAGCAGAGAACCUACGAGAAGUUCUUUGGACUUCUAGCCCAGCGGUUUUGUCAGCUGAAGCGGGAGUACAUGCAGCAGUAUGAGAUCAUCUUCCCAGACCAGUACGAGACCUGCCACCGCUUGGACACCAACAAGCUCCGUAAUGUAGCCAAGUUCUUCGCUCACUUGCUUCACACCGAUGCCAUAUCAUGGACCGUUCUGUCUGCCAUCAAGAUGAACGAGGAAGACACUUCCUCAUCCAGUCGCAUCUUCGUCAAGAUCAUGUUCCAGGAGCUGUCGGAGUACAUGGGGCUUCCGAAAAUGAAUGCACGACUCAGAGAUCCGACCCUGCAGCCGUUCUUCGAAGGCCUGAUGCCCAGAGACAACCCCGCCAACACGCGCUUCUCCAUCAAUUUCUUCACCACCAUUGGACUUGGCGGCCUCACGGAUGACUUGCGAGAACACCUCAAGAACUACCAGCGAGUCAUCAUGCAGCAGCAGCGACCAGUGGAGAGUGACACUUCUAGUUCCAGCAGCAGCUCCAGUGAAUCCAGUGAUUCUAGUGAUUCCAGUGAUUCGAGCGAUUCUAGUGAUUCCAGUGACAGCAGUAGCUCGGAGAGUGAAGAAGAAUCAAAACACAAAAAAAAAUCACGGACAAAGAAACGUGGUGCCAAAGCUGCAAGCAGAAGAGAAAAACAUACAACAGAACGACCCAUUGAACGUCCGAAUGACAACCGUGUGGACAGGGAUAGAAGGAGGGAACGUCAAAGGGAUCGGGACUAUCCGGAAAAUCGUCAGAAUUACGAUCAGCGUGAUCAAAGAGGGGAGGACGUUGCUAGGAGACGUCCAAAAGAUCACAAACAGAGGAACCAAAACAGCCAUCGCGACGAGAUCGUCAGUGAUGAAGACGAUCGGGAACAGCGCAUCGAUCGCCGUGAUCGACACGGUGACAAACGCGACAGGUCCAGUAACGGACGGCAAGAGAGACACCGUGAUAAACACCAGGAGGAUACACAGGACCGAUAUGAUGACAGAUCACCCCCAAGAUUGGAGAGAAGGUCUGCCAGAGAUAACGACCGAGAACAGUAUGAUGAGGAACAGAACGAUGUAAGACAGGAGACGAGCCACAAACGGCGCACCGAUGGUCGAUACGAGAUAGAAGACAAAGAGAACCAGCGACACAGAGACCGUCUGCGACAAUCCCAAAAGAGAGUGGAUGAUCGCGACGACGUUUUGGAAAAACGAGAGAGUUCCAGGAGGGAAAGGGACUACGAUCGCAGCUACUCAAACGAAAAGUCAAGCCGCGAGAGCUCAAGCGGAAAGUCGCGGAGACGCGAGUACAGUGAUUCCCCGGAUGAUAGGGUUAGACGCGAGCGUGUACGUGACAGACGCUGAUAAACAGACUGGUUACCAGGUAGCGGGGAGCCAGCUGUUGAAUGCUGCCCUCGCAGAACCAGUCUUGGUCCAAAUUACUGCUGAUAUGAAAUAUCCAAAGUGUUUCCACAUCAGGAAUUACUAUCCUGCAAACUAUAUACAAAAAAAAAAAAUUGGCAACGUAUCUGUGACUAUUUUGAAAGCGUUUUCUUACCUCCGUAGAUUUACAUGUAAAUUGAUGGUAGCACCAUGUAGAUUUUAGAUAUAAGGCUGUUUGAAUUGUUGUGUUUUUGAUAGAAGACAUCAACACCUCCGAAACAUAUUUGCAUCAUAUUACUCCUGUACUUAAAAACACUGCCACUUCAAGUACAACUGAACACAUUUAUUACGAUAUGUGUAACUUUGGGAGUCUAUGGAAUAGCCGCUUACACAGCAAGCAUCUAUGAUAAGCGUGCAGACUCGGCAAUUAAUUAUGCAAAACACGACUGCGUCUUGACCUUCACAUUCUGACCAUUUAGCCAGCGCCUUCUAUCGUGUUUUCGGUAACCUGGCAGCCAAUUGAGCAAUCAACAGCUAAGGCAAAAAAAAAAAAAAAGUCGGUCUCUGGUCAGCGCGUGCGUCGAUUUUAAUCAUGCGCGUCA